AUCGAACAACAUGAGUUGCGCCAAACCAGAACCACACGACAGUGUGAAAGUAAGUCGAUUCAGCUGCCUUGGUAUUCGGUAGCAUUUUCGCGUCAUUUCAAAGAGUUGCUUCCGACGAAAAAGCAAGUAUGGUCGAAGGUCCCUCCCCAACCGAUUCGUCGGGACCACCACUCUCCGCCACCGUCCCCAGUCCGACAAAACAACAGCAGCCCCAGAUCCGCCCGCCGCCAGAAGAGGAAGAUGAAGUGAAAAAUUUCACGUUCAAAGACGCCGGUUCGCUGGGCGUCGAAUUUGAAGACUUCGGGUACCCCUUUCGGAUCAUCAAUCUGCACGAGGGACUCUGCAAGAAGUAUUUUCCGACGACCUUUCCAGUACCGUGCGAGUUGGUUUCCGUCAAUGGGGUGGCGGUCACGAAAGAGACCGACUGGGAUCGGGAUUUGGUAUUCGUGCUAGCCUUUGAGAUACAAAGCACUAUGGUGCUGCAGUUGUAGUCCUACUUUCGCUUUCCUACUUACCGGUAUUAAUAUCAUCUCUUCCAGCACGACUGACAAAAAAAACUUCAGGUUCCGCAAAUCCAGACCCGGCCUCUCCGUCUUGGCGUCCAGAAACGGGAAGAGGAGCAGGGUGUUGCGUCCGCUUUGUUCUCCUCCCUGUCCAGCGCUGCGUCGAACGCCGCGAGCCUUGCGAAAGAUAAAAUUGAAUCCGCGAAACAGGAUAUCGCAACAACGACCGCAACCUCCUCUGUCGCCGCGAAAUUGCAGAAUUUGAAAACCACUGCCGCCGCGAACACAAAUUUAGAUUCCGCUUCGUCGGUUUUAGGAACAUUUGGGAAAUCGGCGCUGCAGUUAUUUCAGCAAGAAUCCGAAGACAAUCAGGACUACACUGCGAAUCCGGAUGGCACGCCAGUGAACGGAACUGAAGGUGGCGCGUUUUCCGCGCUGGGGGCUCUGUCGGGAAAACCAGCGGCAGGAGAGUCAGGAGUGGCUGCGCAACCAGCUACUUCAAAGGCUGAGUUUACACCGAGCUCAAGGACCACGACGAAUCCUGCAGCGACAGGCACAGCCCCGGCGGCUCCCGCCCCAAGUGUAGAGAAUGCGAACAAUAUCGAGCCAGAGAGCAGCACCGCGAAACAAGCAUUCCCGACUCCAGACUCCUCGCCUGAUCUCAGCUUUUCUUUGCAGCCUGCAAAUAAAACGUCGGGCCAGAAGACUGAGCCCCCUCCGGUCCUCGUUGCUCCACCAGCAGAUCAUGUUGUAAGCCAGAAACGCGGUGUGCUUCUCGUCGGCAACACCCCCGCGUCGUCCUCUACUAGCAGUAAAGUAAAUCCGCAAAAUCCUAUAACCUCAUCCCCGUCCAAAAAUUCCACGUACGAGUACACCGCGAUGAUCAUGGGGCAAGGCCCUCUAGGUUUGGAGUUCUACCUGAUGCAGGACAACUACAACAGCAGCGACGAAGAUUUCCACGGGGAUCACCGAGGUUUGGACAGACGGCCAGCGCGGAUUUUCGUGAAAAAAUCCGAAACGGUGGAUAACCCAGAUAAUUCGGAAGUCGCCUGCUACCGGAUGGGAAUUCGGUUAAACGAUGAAUUAACCCAUAUCGACGGGCAGCCGGUGGCGUUUGAAUCUCUUGGGGCGUUGUAUGCGGUCUUGGAUAGCAUGCGGCCGGUUCAGUGCUCGUUCUCCAGGAUCGUUGCUUCUAGUAGUAGUACCGCGAUAAACUCGGUUUCUUCAUCGAGGCAGAACUCACCUUCGAAGACGAAGACGCCGAGCUUGUUGACCACAACUCCGGGGUUGAUACACCCGCAGCCACCAACCGUGUCGAAAACGAGCAACACCAGCGAGGAGCUGACGUUCUCUACUUCGAAGCUUGGCGCUAAUGUGUCACCGGGGAGGUCCAAAGACGCCGCUGCUGCGUCGCCAAUAGCGAGAACCUCUUCUAGCGUCGCGAAAAAGGAAGCACCGAGCAGCAGUCCGCCCCCAACUACAACGGGACCACCUUCUGGUGCCGCAGCCGCGGUUGAGCAUGACGCAUCAGCGGCGCCAACCGAAGCCUCAACAUCAUCGAUUCCCGAAUCCGAAGCGCACCAGAUGGCGAAGCACUGGGAGAAGCAGUCCAAGGAUUACCACCAGCAACUGAUCCAAUUGACCAAUGAAUACAACUCCUUAGUCACGCACAACGAGGAAUUAGAGACAGAAAUUGAGCAAAAUUGGAAGCAACGGAUCACAGAGUUAGAAGACAUGAACCUGAAAUGGCAGACGCGGUACGAAAAGCAGAAUCACGAGGUUAUGCAUUCCAAAUAUGUCUGGGUCUGGAAGGAUGCAAUUUGUGCUGCUAUCUUCGGACUCGAAAGAAAUCUGUAUUGCAUGACAGGCAAGACAACUCCAGUCUGUGCUACGCGGAGAGGGCAUUUCUCAUGUGGAAAAGGCAUCAGAAAGCCGUAUGAAAAUCUGUGAUGCUAGGUCAUGCAUUACAGGCGUCAUGGGUCGGGCGAGAUAUGCAUGACAAACCUGGCAAUCUUCCAGACCCAGACACAUUUGCAUUUGAUAGAGGUAGAACGACUCCAAAACUGGGUCAACGACCACCGGAAUGACGCGCAGGUCUUGCAGGAGUUGAAAAACGACAAGAACAACCAGCAGAAUGACUUGAAACUCCAGCAGCUAGAGGAGGACUUGGCGAAGACAAAGCAGAAAUUGAUAGAGCAAACCGCAGAACGGGAUAAUUUUGAGAAACAGGUGCUUGAUUCGAAGCAAACGGCGACGAAGUUGCAGGAGGCCUUGGAUUUGUUGCAGAAUGAGCAUAUGGAGGAGCAGGACCGGCUGCAGGAAUCUGUCGCGAUAGCGAAUAAAGCGAAACGAGCGUUGCAGAUUCAGGUGGCAGAGUUGGAAGAGACGGUGCGGAAGAAAAAUGAAAACGUGACGAAGGAUGAAGUCAGGUAAUAAAAAAGAUGAAAUGCAUGAAUGUUUGCUCUUCAGAUUCCAUCUGAUGUCGUCGAGGAUGCUUCACAGGAUACGCUUCCCAUGCAUGUAUGAAAUGCCAUUGCAGCCAUUUAUCUUUAUCAGGUCCAGCACCGACAAAACACGGAUAGAGGAGCUGGAAAACCAGUCUGCCGUUUGGCAGGAGUCCUGCAUGAAGCUGCGGCAGGAGCGGGAUCACUUUUCCAGCUUGGUGGAUCAGUGCUUCGAGAAGAUGAAACGCGAAUCACAGGUAAGAGGACAAGUGUGCUGCGAUUUUGCCUUUGCACGUCCGGUUUCUUAUGCGUUUUUCAAGCAUGUUGGCAUUGUCGCAAAAAAAAAAUCAGGACCGCAUCUACCAAGUCGACCGACGGAUUGUGUGCGAUAGCCUCAUCCAGUUUUGCAAAGUCGACAGAGUCCUCGCCCGCUCUCUCCUUGACAAUCUGCUGCACGUUUCCGGCGCCGGAAGGCACAGAAAGAUGCUGGAGAGCAUUGACUCAGAGUACUUCGUUGUGCUUCUUUUCAAGGGCCCAUCCAUUAUGGCAAGACAUGACGUACACGUUCGCAUGAGAAUAACAUUUCGACUUGUUUGUGGUCAGCCAUGACAUCAAACACGUUAUACAUCAUGAACAUGAUCUAUCAGGCACCACGCCCAGAAGCUCGAGCUUCUUUCCAAACUCGCGGAUUCCCUCGGCUUCGACAUUCAGGAGCGGGAACAGAUCGGCUUGAACCGCAGUCAUUUGUUCCACACGUUACAAAACGAAGCGAAUCCGGUGAAUUUGGAUAACGACUCGCCGGAAGAUGGUGUGACAGCGAACGGUUCUACUGGUCGGACGUCGAUUGGUAGGCAGUUUGUCGAGUACUUGGAGAAAGAAGUUGCAGAGGCGGAGGCGGAAGAAUCCCAGUACACCCAGGUGAAGAGAAACAGUGGCAGUCAGAUGAACAGGGAGAGUAGUACUAGGGGCUCUAGCUCCACUGCGGCUGCAGUUUCAGCAGGUUCAUCUCCCGAGGUCGGUCGAGGCAGCCUCAGUGCCGAUGUUGGCAGAUCGCCAAACAGAUGACGAUGAGUAGAUGUAACAAGAAGUAAUUCUGCAGAGUUUUAGGCUCUACUCUGGUUCGAGGCCGCAAAAGUAGACAACGGCCUUGGUCUAGUACGAGAGUUUAUCUCUGAGUCUCAUCUCAACACACCACCUCUUGAUAUAAUACUUCGAAGAAAUAGGACUGCUUAGACUUCUGACUCAGCGCAAUCUUCGCAAAAGCUAGCAAACGCAAGAAGAACCGUCCACCAGCAUCGACAUCUUCUCUACUUUUUCAAGAAGCGAAACAC
Molecule: messenger RNA, 4278 nt
Organism: Amoebophrya sp. A120
Lineage: Eukaryota; Dinophyceae; Syndiniales; Amoebophryaceae
Source: the annotation of a GenBank genome assembly